Messenger RNA from Linum tenue, 132 nucleotides. Lineage: Eukaryota; Viridiplantae; Streptophyta; Magnoliopsida; Malpighiales; Linaceae. The record is from the annotation of a GenBank genome assembly.
AUGGACUCGAGAUCAGCGCCGGCUUCAGUUGGACGUUCUAGGCAAUGGUCAGUACCCUUUUUUGGUGCAAUCUCGCGGUUGAAGAUAAGCGGAUUUCUUUCCAAGCAUUCGUGCAUGGCAAAACAUAUGUAG